Molecule: messenger RNA, 708 nt
Organism: Botrytis porri
Lineage: Eukaryota; Fungi; Ascomycota; Leotiomycetes; Helotiales; Sclerotiniaceae
Exons: 1
Coding region: 1-708 (235 amino acids)
Source: RefSeq, a predicted model, not a curated record
AUGGGUAACAAAAACUAUCGCGGUCGCGCCACCAAAAUUCCAACUUCUAAGAAAUACACGGAUGCAAAGUUGGCGGCAGAGAAGACCCGCGAAGAGGCUCAAAGACUUCUUGAACAGAACAAAAAAUUGACCAUUGCUUAUGAGCUACACACCAAGCAAGUUGAAGACAAGCAGUAUGUGCGAGACUUCGACUACUCGACCCUUCCCCAACACUGGGCACUACAAGUCAAGAAAGAUAGCGGAACACCUAAGUUGUUCAUUCAGAUUGAUAUCAUUCAUCCAAAUCGUACUGCUAAGGAGGUAGACUUUCUUCACAUCCUUCCAAAGUACGCACCAAUGAUUAGAAAUGUUGAAUUUCUUCUCAUCGCUCCGUCAUUCAACAGCUCGGUAGAGGUCUAUAGCCUUCGAAUUAAGAAUAUGAUCAAGACUAUCAAUAUUCUUAAUACAUUUCAUCUCAAAAAUCUUCAUUUUAUCAUCUCCGUCAAUAGACCAAAUAAUUUUAUGCAAAUUAAGCUUGCUGCGGCAUGUUUCGGCUUGAAAUUUGAUAAUUGGACAAUGGGUACAGCAGUAUUUGGCGACAAGCAGAAGGAAAUGAAUGUGGGAGUUCGGAGUUCAAUUGCUCGCAGAUUAGCUGGUGUAAGUCAACUACCCCACUUUCCGACCACCCCCUCUUUUCGACCACCUCAAAAACCACACCGCUUUGAGUAA